UUUAUUUAUAUUAUAUACAUAAGUAAGGUUAAAAACAAAUCUAUAAUCAAAAUUUGAUUAUAGAGAAUUAUUUAAAGAAAAAGAAGUUAUAUAAACUUUAGAAAAAUGUUAUGUUAUAAUGGAAAACUUAGUUUUUUCUGUUUUAUAUUCGCUGGUUUAAUCGCGAUUUUAUCAGAAAUAUUACUAAGGUUAGAAUUUGAUAUUUUUCGAACAUAUUUCAAUAAUAUUUGGCUUAUGCAUUUAUUUCAAUAUGGAUUCUUAAAUAUAUUUUUACUUCUUGUAUUUUAUGGUUUCUCUUAUCAGGUUGCUGUAAGAGCCGUAUUUUUAGGAUAUGGAUUUGGAAUUGGAAUUAUAUUGUUUUUUGUUGCACCACCUUCAUGGCAGAUGUUUGGAGUAUAUGUUACAGUUCUAGCAACAUUUCAUUAUACAGAAUUUUUAAGUAUUGCUUGGAUAAAUCCAUCUUCACUUUCUAUCGAUAGUUUCAUUUUAAAUCACAGUAUAGCUUAUGGAGUGGCAGCAUGCUGUAGUUGGAUAGAAUUUAUUAUAGAAAGAUUAUAUUUUCCUGGGAUGAAAGAAGCUUCCUUCAUAUCAUACUUUGGAUUAGUACUAUGCAUUUGUGGAGAGUUUUUGAGAAAGCUGGCAAUGUUUACUGCCAAACAUAAUUUCAAUCAUAUUGUGCAAAGUGAAAAAAUGGACAAUCAUGAAUUAAUUACCUAUGGAGUUUAUAAAAUUUGUAGACAUCCUAGUUAUGUAGGCUGGUUUUAUUGGUCUAUAGGAACACAGUUAAUACUUCAGAAUCCAUUUUGUCUCUUUGCAUACACUGUGACAUCUUGGAAAUUCUUCCAUGAUCGUAUUUUAAUUGAAGAAGUCACUCUGCUUAAUUUUUUUGGACAAGAUUAUGUAGAAUACCAAAAAGAAGUUAGUACGGGACUACCUUUUAUAUCUGGUUAUAAAUUGGAUUUAUAGCAGCCAAUAUAUGUUUGAAAUAUUGUGAUUGUUUUAAUUUCUCAGGAAUAAUCAUAUCAUUAUUUAUAUUAA
Molecule: messenger RNA, 1038 nt
Organism: Apis dorsata (giant honeybee)
Lineage: Eukaryota; Metazoa; Arthropoda; Insecta; Hymenoptera; Apidae
Gene: ste14
Product: protein-S-isoprenylcysteine O-methyltransferase
Exons: 3
Coding region: 106-966 (286 amino acids)
Biological process (GO): C-terminal protein methylation
Cellular component (GO): endoplasmic reticulum; membrane
Molecular function (GO): protein C-terminal S-isoprenylcysteine carboxyl O-methyltransferase activity
Source: RefSeq, a predicted model, not a curated record